GUUAUCUAUUUUCGAGUGUUUGCUCUUGACAGUGUCGUUGUUGGUUGGUGUUUUUGAUCGGUUUUUUGAGUUUUGACACCGCACGUGGAGGAGGAGUGGGUGAUGGAAAUUCCUACCGUGAUGGAUGGUAUGCUGAAAAACUCGCUGGUACUCCACGAUGAUCGGUCCUCGCGCAACAGCAACAGCAGCUCAGGUUCACCGUCGGUAAUACACGAAAAGAAGAAAAUGCUCGACAUCACCCGCGACAAACCGAUCAAAAUUGCCGUCCGGGUGCAGGUGCCGGUGAGGGAUCAUCCCAAGUUCAACUUCGUCGGCAAGCUGCUCGGCCCCAAGGGCAACUCCCUCAAGCGGCUGCAGGAGGAAACGAUGUGCAAGAUGGCGGUUCUUGGCAAGGGCUCAAUGCGGGAUCGCAAGAAGGAGGAAGAACUACGACUGAGUGGCGACCCACGGUACGCCCAUCUGUCUGAGGACCUGCACGUGGAGAUCAGCACCUACACGGCGCCGGCCGAGGCCCACGCCCGGAUCGCGUACGCCCUGGCCGAGGUGCGCCGCUUCCUGGUGCCGGAUUACCAUGACGACAUAAGACAGGAGCAGAUGUGGGAAAUGCAAGCCCUCAACUCAGCCCAGCACGUUCCCAACGGUUGCAACGGCUCGUCCAACGGCACAUCAACCCACGGCAACCACCACAACGGCAGCAGCACAACGAACGGCAUCGGCAGCACCGGCUCGGUGGCCAACUCCGCAGCCUCCUCCAACGCCCUCAACAACGGCAACGAUCUGCUUCAUCACAGCAGCCACCAACACCACCAGCACCAACAUCCGACCAACGGUUCAACAGAUUCCAAUGGUUCGGGAGGACUGUCUGCCGACUCGACGAUAACGACACCAUCGACCGCGACCAUGGCCGGCAACGGUCACCAUCAGCACCACCACCAGCACAACGGAACGGGUAGCAACCAUGGGCACCAGUUCCUGACGAGUUCCGGCGAGGCAGCGGUCGCGGCCGCCGCCGAACUGGCCAGCCUGAUGCCGGUCGAUGUGAACAUGGCGACGUCGGCGAACCACUUUGUCAACUCCCUGCCCACCACGGACAUCGAGGCGCAAACGUUGGCGUUCGUCGAGUCGGCCAACGCGUUCCUGCAUCCGGCCCUGCGAGGAGUCAAAACGGUCAGCUUAGCCCGAAAGCGACCACUGCUCGGCGGUCCCCGGUCCAGCAUGAACCCGACCAAGCGAACCGUGAUGACACUGAUUGCCCGGGCCCGGACCGCCCAGGCCAUGCACGGAACGCGGACGACCGGACCCAUUGGCGACAGACCAAUCCAGGUGAUUACUUCGCCGCUGAUUCUGCAACCCUCGCUGGACCUGCUGCAGACCAACGGCGCCGGUUCAAUGCAAAAGGAGAACAUCCUGCAGGGGGCUUAAGGUGUGAGAGCGUGUGACGACCCAAGGAAUUAAGGCCACCACCACCAGUGGCAGUGGUUGGAGAAGAAUAAUUUCUUCCUGUUCAUCCCUUCAACAAAAACGAAUCUGGAAACAAUCGUGAAUAAAAACCUGAAAGCAGCUCAAAAUGGACCGAAACAGUUUUCCCACACAAAAUCAAAUCAAACCAAAAAGAUAAGUGAAAGCCACUUGCAGCACCAGAACAUAUUUAUACAAAUAAAAACACUCUAAUCAUCGAUAAGGUUUCAAACAAUUAACCAUGAAAAGCAAAACAAAACAAAAAAACUAGCAAAAACAGGCGACUACAACCACUUCAACAACGAGAGGCAGUUGCUGGGAAAGUUUGUCUUUCCUGCAAAACUGCUGCAAUGUACCAUAAAAUCGAUGUAUUUUCUUCCCCCCCUGUUGACAAUUAUUGCUGCACGAAACAAAAAAUAAAGUUUUUAUUGAACUGUUUUAUUUUUGCUACCGUUAGUUGAAUAUAAAGCAUAUUUUCUACUAGUAAAUUUGAUGGAGUAGUGAGUAUUUUUAAACCAAAAGCAUUUAUAUUGUAGCGGAAGAAAGAUUGUAGAGAAAAAUAAAUCAACAUGAAAUAUUCACUCAAGUUUUGAUGGAGCGUAGUUGAACUAAACCUAAACUGAACGUAAUACCGUAGUUCGUAACAUAAAAAGGGUGACAUUUUAUAAAGCAGAUAAACAUCAAUCUUUUAUAUGAAACAAAGCAAAAUCACGUACGAAAAGUAAAUAUUGAUCAAUCAACUAAAUGCUUCAACACAACCAAACAUGAAAAGGAACGAUUUUUGAAGUUAUCAAUGCAACCAGUAAGGCUUAACAUAAAGAAAUGCACCUCACUAAAAAAAAAGCUUAAUGCAAAAACAAAAA
Messenger RNA from Culex pipiens pallens (northern house mosquito), 2321 nucleotides. RefSeq lists its product as uncharacterized. Gene Ontology annotation, molecular function: mRNA binding. The coding region runs from base 103 to 1422 and encodes 439 amino acids. NCBI's taxonomy places the organism in Eukaryota, Metazoa, Arthropoda, Insecta, Diptera, Culicidae. Gene Ontology annotation, cellular component: nucleus. Gene Ontology annotation, biological process: regulation of alternative mRNA splicing, via spliceosome. The transcript has 10 exons. The record is from RefSeq and is a predicted model, not a curated record.